Messenger RNA from Symbiodinium natans, 228 nucleotides. The record is from the annotation of a GenBank genome assembly. NCBI's taxonomy places the organism in Eukaryota, Dinophyceae, Suessiales, Symbiodiniaceae.
AUGUCCGUGCUGUUCGCAGCCGCCUUCAACAUCGUAUCGAGCGUGAGUAUAAUCCUCGUCAACAAGCAGAUUGCUUCAGUAUGCCGCUUCGACUUCAUCCUGACCAUGCUUUUUCUCAACUUUCUGACGACAGCGUCGUUGUUGGAAGUGCUGGCAAAGCUCCGGUGGUUUGAGAAGAAGCACCUGCCAAUGCGCGAACGAGACACAUCAGCAAUCCAGGUUUGGUGA